Messenger RNA from Salvelinus sp. IW2-2015, 1203 nucleotides. The record is from RefSeq and is a predicted model, not a curated record. NCBI's taxonomy places the organism in Eukaryota, Metazoa, Chordata, Actinopteri, Salmoniformes, Salmonidae.
UCGCCAGUCCGUCUGAAAUUACAGUCCGCCUCAUCAGCAGCAGCAGCGUGUGUAGCAGCUAACUUCAUGUUAGCACCGAACCUGUUGAAAUUCACUUUCCGAACUUCAGUGUUUACUAGUGUUUAUAGAAAUAUACCAGGUAGGGACAGUAUACCAGUUGCAGAAAGAAGAUACAUGUCACACCAACCCAAGCGACUCUGCACAGAAAACAUGUCUGGUAAAAGAAUCGGCACCCAUAACGGGACAUUUCAUUGUGAUGAAGUGCUAGCCUGUUUCUUCCUUCACCAGCUCCCGGAGUACAAGGAUGCUGAGAUCGUCAGAACUCGGGACCCAGCCGAGCUCGCCAAGUGUGACAUCGUGGUGGAUGUGGGAGGAGAGUUCGACCCCAAGAAGCAUCUCUAUGACCAUCAUCAGAGCGGGAUCUCCCAGUAUGAUGGAGAGGCUCGCUACGCUGUCUCCUCCACUCUCAGCGCCCGCGUCGGACACCUUAACCCACGCUGGAACAGCAAGAGCCAGGACACCGAGGAGGGCUUCCAUAAGGCCCUGGGCAUGGUAGGAGCAGAGUUCCUGGACCGGGUUGACUUCUACCAGAACUCCUGGCUUCCUGCCCGUGUGGUGGUGGAGGGAGCUGUACAGAUGAGGAAGCAGGUUGACCCCAGUGGCGAGGUAGUGGUGUUUUCUCAGGGUGGUUGUCCCUGGAAGGAGCACCUGUUUUCCCUGGAGAAGGAGCUGAGCGUGGACACCACCAUUAAGUUUGUCCUCUACCCUGACCAGAACGGACAGUGGAGAGUCCAGUGUGUCCCAGCCGGUCUGCACACCUUCAAUAACAGGCUGUCUCUGUUGGAAGAGUGGCGUGGGGUACGUGAUGAGGCCCUGUCAGAGCUCAGUGGGAUCCCCGACUGUGUCUUCGUCCACGCCGGAGGUUUCAUCGGGGGGAACAAGACCGAGGAAGGGGCCCUGGAGAUGGCCCGUAGGACCCUGCAGGCUGCGGCCAAGUCUCCAUCCAACUGCUCCUGAACUGAUCUUAACCAGUCCUGGAGGAGGAUUAACCAGGCAAGCUCAGUAUAGCUUGGUUUACCUUCCGCUUAGUAGUGUGAACGUAGUUCAACCACACACACUCUCAAUCAUGUCACUGUUCGGUUACUUGAAUUGUACUGUGUGUGUUGCACUUGUUUUUGUAAUAAAAAUACAAUUUGAUUUUGA